Physeter macrocephalus (sperm whale) is the source of this 1657-nucleotide messenger RNA. It is a transcript of the gene PIMREG, whose product is annotated as PICALM interacting mitotic regulator. Bases 22 to 828 code for a protein of 268 amino acids. The transcript is spliced from 6 exons. The record is from RefSeq and is a predicted model, not a curated record. Lineage: Eukaryota; Metazoa; Chordata; Mammalia; Artiodactyla; Physeteridae.
GCGUUGUUUCAAAUCGUCUGGAUGGGUGAGGAGCAGCUGUGCUCGGCGUCUGGUCAGCGUUGGGCGCUGUUGGGGUCUGCUGGGCAGAACAGACUUUCGGCCACGCAGAUGGCUUCUCGGUGGCCGGCCGUGGGGGCCUCCAUGCGUCGGAGGUCCCUACAGAACCAGGAGCAGCUGGAGGAGAGCGAGGCCCUACAGCCUGCAGUUGGCCACCCAGGCACCUCCAGCGGGGCCCUGGGCUCCCUGUGCAGACAGUUCCAAAGGAGGCUGCCCCUGAGGGCAGCCAGCCUCAACCUCAGGGCGGGCCCCUCCUGGAAACGCCUGGAGACCCCACAGCCAGGACAGCAGGGCCUCCAGGCUGCAGCUCGCUCAGCUAAGAACGCCUUGGGUGCCGUGUCCCAGAGAAUCCAGGAGUCCUGCCAAAGUGGCACCAAGUGGCUGGUGGAGAGCCAGGUGAAAGCCAGGAGGAGGAAGAGAGGGGCACAGAAGGGCAGCGGCCCCCCGGCUCGCAGCCUGAGCCGCAGGAGCACCCAGCUACCAGUGGCCGCCCCUGCCCGCUCAGCCCUGGGCCCCCAGCAGAGGGAGAACCACCGCCCCUCCGCCCGGACGGGCCCGCGCGCCCACCCUCGGCGGCAGUCUGGGAGGGAGGCUGCCUUCCGGAGCCCCUACUCCUCAGCGGAGCCCCUCUACUCCCCCAGCGAGUCUGACAGUGACCUAGAGCCCGUGGGGCCAGGAAUCCAGCAUCUCCAGAAGCUGUCCCAAGAGUUGGAUGAGGCCAUCAUAGCCGAGGAGAGUGGCGACAUGACUGUUUCUCUCAUUCAUGACUGAGGACAGCAUCCUUCAGCCACAGAGCCGAUGGGCCCCACAGAGCAGGAAGGUGCAAGUCUUCUGAGCUGCCCGGAGCUGGAGCUGCUGACCUCACUGGGCCCAUCACUGAUGGAACAGAGAAUACCGGGGCCCCAGGCAGCCGCAGCCACCUUCUAGCACCUCAUUUCGGGGGGCAGUCUAUGGUGUCCCCGCCUCCCCUGGCUUCAGCACUGUGAGGGGCAUGAAGGGAGCUCUGUCUUGCAGGAAGCAAGCCGUAGCUGACCACCAUGCCCUCACACCCAGGAUCCGUGCCUCCCGGGAAUUCCUGGAGGACCCAGGAGCUGGCAGUGGCCCUGGGCCGCUGCAAACAAGGACCGGACUAACCAGGGCCCAGGUGGAGGCUGCUCGGGGGUCUCUGCUCUCCUGCUCCAGCCACUUCCCCGCCCGCCACUGACCACUUGCCACAGUCUGCGAGUGACUCGGGGAGACCUCGGAGAGGCGGGGGGAACUGUUCAUUCUACUCCCCUUUGGGGCUUAGAAACUCAUCCCACAUAUGAGCUUUACAGUUGCUUCACUUGUAACGUGAAGUGCAAGCACAAGGUAAUAUCUGAGAGCUCUGAGCUGUGUACCCAGGAGUAGGGUCUGCAAAGAGUCAUCUCCUGUGUCACCAGCGCAGGGGCUCUUGGGAACCCAGAUUCUAGCCCUGCUGCCCACAGCAGAGCCCCGGAAGAAGGGAUGGGAGAGAGUUCCAGGCCCCAAGACCCUGAGUCCACAGGUACCUAUUUACAUCCUCAGCACAGGGCACCGUGGGCAUACAGGGAGAGGUAGCCCUGUUCAAUAGCAAUUUCUG